CGAGGCCGGCAGAAAGAGCUUUGUGGCAACCCUUCACCUGCAACGUUCCCUUCAAUUCCUCGUUGCUUGUGUUGCUCGUCCCUUCUGCUGUACGUGGACUCAUCUGCCUGGAUGUUUCGGGCCUCUCUGCGGUCGGUCUCAGACCCGUUCCGCGAUCAAGUAUGUUUCGCCUGUCUAGCCCGGAGGUCAAUCGUCGAGAACUCCAUCCGGACGUCGCCGUUCUACAGGACAUACUCGUCAGGUCCUGAUCACGGCGAUGAUGAAUUGGGAGCUCCACCGCAGCCUACGGAUUCCUCAAUCCGUCUUCCAGGAAAGAAACCGGUGAAGCACCCCCGGCCGCCAGUGACGAAUAGACCACUUGGACUACCGAAGGAAAUCGUCCACAAUCCUGGUGUACAAGUCUCCAGCCCGGAGCACGUCCAGAAUGAUCAGCCACCUGAGACACAAGCACCUCCGCCAGCUGAAGCUGCAAAUGCUGGCAUCAGCAAAGCGAAGCGGAGAAAAUUGAAGCAGGCUGCUAAAAAGUCGAAAAAGGCUGAAUCAGCGGUGGAGAGCGAGUCACAGACGGAAGAGGCGACACCGAAAGCAAAGCCACUUAAGAUACGCAAGACUAAAGUACCGAGCAAAAAUGCUCUAAGAAAAUCGUUAGACAAGCUAGCAGAUACUGUGAAUGCUCUCAACACGAAGAAGGCAGCCGCAAAGGCCGCGGGUGCUGUCCAGGAGGAUCCGGUCGCUCACUUAAAAGGCUUCGUUUCAGCUAAGCAGACUGGCACACUGGAAGCUGGGAAUUUGACACUUACUCCAUUGGAUGUCGAGACCGGGCAGGUACCGAAUCUCUCCUUUGGCCUCGAGAGAGUCUUGUUCAAUCCCGGUGUUUACCAUCUCCGUGACCCACGUUCUCGAGUUUAUAAUUUCGAUCCUUAUCUGGGAGAAAUCAUGCCUGUUACGGAAUUCGACUUCGACGCACUGAAGGAGUAUAUCACGUCUUCCAAGGAUGAGACGCUGCGGAACGUAGCCGCGCAGCAAGGCAAAAAAUACGUUGGCUCCUCUUCGAGCAUGACCUCGGUCCUUGCGCACUUCCACUAUCUCCUGUCCAAUUGGCGGGCUGUCAACAUAUCAACGAUGUCUCAACUCUUUCCUGACAAGAUACGCAGUUUCACACGGCUGCUGAGGGCCCCUGCAGCUAUGUUCCUCCGCUAUCAGGAUGGUGUCUAUGCGAUCGAUGCGGACAAAGAGUUUGAUAGCGCUAAUAUUCUCAUGAAUCUCGGCAAGUCAAUGGAAAAGCUGCUCACAUUACCUAAAGAGGAGUUUGAGCGUUACCGCAGGUCAAGCAAAAAUAAGAUCUCUGCAGAGGAGGAACAGGCCAUACCAGAAGCCUACCACUAUUCUACGCUGGGAGACUUCAUCAUGCGGUCUCAGCUUGAUGCCUACGAUCCACGACUCCCGGGCACUGGCAUGUUUGAUUUGAAGACCCGAGCAGUCGUGUCUAUCCGCAUGGAUGCUAAGAACUUCGAGCAUGGCUUGGGUUACCAGAUCAAGCAUCGAUACGGGACCUACGAGUCUUAUGAGCGCGAAUACUAUGACAUGAUCCGCGCUGCUUUCCUCAAAUACUCAUUGCAGGUGCGUAUCGGUCGCAUGGAUGGUAUCUUUGUCGCGUUCCACAACAUCGAACGCAUCUUCGGGUUCCAAUACGUGAGCUUGCCAGAAAUGGACUUGGCUCUGCAUGGGCAGACAGACACCGCACUGGGGGACACUGAGUUUCGCCUGAGUCUUUCCCUUUGGAAUACGAUUCUCGACAAGGCGACCGCCAAAUUCCCCAAGCAGUCGCUGCGGUUCCAUUUCGAGACUCGUGACACGCAGAUUCCUUACAUGUACGUAUUUGCGGAACCUGUGACGGACGAGGAAAUACAUGCGAUCCAGACCCGGAAUAAGGAUGCUAUCGACGAGUAUCAACGACGGGUCUUGAACCUUGGGCCGGAAAAGAAGGCCAACGAGACCAAUGAGCCUCACAGACCCGAGUCCUCCGUUUCAGAAUCUAACACUCAGCCUGCUGCGAAGGAUACAACCACCGUUUCCCAAAGCGCACAGCAGAACCCUGCUGAGGAGUUCGACAGCAUGCAUGGCAUUAAAAAGGAGCCAGAGCAGGAACCCCGCGAUCUGCUGGCGAUGACACUUACGGUCCGCAAUUUCGUCAACGGCAGACCUGUUGCGCGCCCGUUGAAUUUCACUGCGAAUGACAAGUGGACCAUUGAGUACGAGCUCUCUGAGAUGAAGCCCAACCAGACGCAUGCGUUGUAUGAUGCACUCCAGAAGCGCCGCCGGAAGGCACUCUCUGGCCGCGGCGAAGAUGAGACCGACCUGGCUGCGAAUGUCUACAUCCGCAGACUGCGUGAGAUCAGCAAGGAGGGCAGAGAAUGGCGUGCAGAGCAGGACAAGAUCGACAAAGAAAAAGGCAUCGUCGUCCUGACGGAUCCUCUUCAACGAAGCUCAUAGACACCAAAUGCGACGUGCGAGAAGUUCCAAGAACCCUAAUCGAUCUUUGUAUAUCAUCAUGUAUAUCCGUUAUGAUUCCAUUAGUACCACGCUACUCUGAUAUCCUGACGUCUGAAAAAAAGUGGUCUGGCUGCUUAUCUUUUUCCUAAAUUUAGGGUUCAUUGGUAGACUGGGGCAUUUCGUACCAGAUACCACUUUUGAGGAUAAAGGUGUUUC
This is a messenger RNA of Paecilomyces variotii, 2709 nucleotides long. Its product is annotated as mitochondrial protein Pet127-domain-containing protein. Lineage: Eukaryota; Fungi; Ascomycota; Eurotiomycetes; Eurotiales; Thermoascaceae. The transcript has 4 exons. The record is from RefSeq and is a predicted model, not a curated record. Gene Ontology annotation, cellular component: mitochondrial envelope; mitochondrion. The coding region runs from base 112 to 2493 and encodes 793 amino acids. Gene Ontology annotation, biological process: mitochondrial RNA 5'-end processing.